This is a messenger RNA of Komagataella phaffii GS115, 594 nucleotides long. RefSeq names its product Subunit of the heme-activated, glucose-repressed Hap2p/3p/4p/5p CCAAT-binding complex. Gene Ontology annotation, molecular function: DNA-binding transcription factor activity, RNA polymerase II-specific; RNA polymerase II cis-regulatory region sequence-specific DNA binding. Gene Ontology annotation, biological process: regulation of transcription by RNA polymerase II. The record is from RefSeq and is a predicted model, not a curated record. Lineage: Eukaryota; Fungi; Ascomycota; Pichiomycetes; Pichiales; Pichiaceae. The coding region runs from base 1 to 594 and encodes 197 amino acids. The transcript has a single exon. Gene Ontology annotation, cellular component: CCAAT-binding factor complex.
AUGUCAACUAUUCCUCUACAACAUCAACAACAAUUUUACUCCAGAACUUCGGGGCCUCAGUCACAUCAAAUAGCAGGGCCAGAGUUUUACGAGUCUCAGUCACUCGCAGGCUCCCCAUAUUCGAGCUUAGACGGUCGAGAAACACCGCUUGAUGGCACUAAUGCUAUAAACGUUGCUUUGGACUUGCCUCCAGACUUGAAACAGCACGAGGGCUCUGAGCAGCAUACAUAUAGUGCAGAUUCUGCUCAAACUCUACCGAUGGCAACCCAGCCGGCCCCCCCUGGCGGGUCCAGUCAACUAGGUAUGCAGACCACGGAACAGAGUGGUGAACAGCCAUUUUAUGUGAACGCAAAACAAUACCACAGAAUACUGAAACGCCGAGUCGCAAGAGCACGUCUAGAAGAGAGCUUGAAGGUAGCUCGGUGUAGAAAACCUUAUUUGCAUGAAUCAAGACAUAAACACGCGAUGAGGCGGCCAAGGGGUCAAGGUGGAAGGUUUUUAACCGCUGCUGAAAUCGCUGAGAGAGAAAGACAGAAACAGCAGGAGGAACUUCAACAACAAGAACCAAAAGACGAUACUUCUUUAGAGAAGUGA